Messenger RNA from Helianthus annuus (common sunflower), 1130 nucleotides. Its product is annotated as protein GID8 homolog. NCBI's taxonomy places the organism in Eukaryota, Viridiplantae, Streptophyta, Magnoliopsida, Asterales, Asteraceae. The record is from RefSeq and is a predicted model, not a curated record. The coding region runs from base 105 to 833 and encodes 242 amino acids. Gene Ontology annotation, biological process: proteasome-mediated ubiquitin-dependent protein catabolic process. Gene Ontology annotation, molecular function: protein binding. Gene Ontology annotation, cellular component: nucleus; cytoplasm. The transcript is spliced from 7 exons.
GUACGUUCAUCUUCGAUCUACAAAAUUUAAAAUCGAAAAAAUCAAGAAACUGAUCGAAGUCUUUGGAAUCUUUAGAUGGGUUUGAAGGGCGGAGCAGCAAACUGAUGUCAUUAUUUUGGAGUGUCAUCCGUCAACUAACAGCGAUUGAAGCCAUGGCUACUUCAAAGAAGGUGAUAACAAGGGAAGAGUGGGAGAAAAAGCUUAAUGAUGUUAAAAUUCAAAAAGAAGACAUGAACAAGUUGGUUAUGAAUUUUCUUGUCACUGAAGGAUAUGUUGAUGCAGCAGAAAAGUUCCGAAUGGAAUCUGGCACCGAGCCAGAUAUAGACCUUGCAACCAUUACAGAUCGUAUGGCUGUUAAGAAAGCUGUACAGUCGGGGAACGUUGAAGACGCAAUUGAAAAAGUUAAUGAUUUGAACCCUGAGAUUUUAGAUACGAACCCCCAGCUGUUUUUUCAUCUGCAGCAGCAAAGGUUGAUAGAAUUGAUUAGGAAUGGAAAGGUUGAAGAGGCUUUAGAAUUUGCUCAGGAGGAGCUCGCCCCAAGGGGAGAGGAAAAUCAAAGCUUUCUAGAGGAGUUGGAGAGAACAGUUGCGCUGCUGGCUUUUGAAGAUGUAAAGAAUAGUCCCGUUGGAGAUCUUUUAGACAUAUCGCAACGUCUAAAAACCGCAAGUGAGGUCAAUGCAGCGAUCCUUACAAGUCAAAGCCAUGAAAAAGACCCGAAGCUCCCAAGUCUGUUAAGAAUGCUUUUAUGGGCUCAAAAUCAACUUGAUGAGAAGGCAGCUUAUCCACGUAUCACUGAUCUUUUCACUGCUACUCUUGAAGACCCGUCUGUUUGACUUCCAUUACACACCAAGUAAGGAAACAGAAACCAACCCGGGUAGUCGGUAGCUCAAUCACAAGUAAUCGGGUUUGACUAGGGCUGUGUGACGAAAUCUACUAGGAGCCGGAAGCUAUCAUCAAACUUCAUUUUCUUUUAUUUCGUUAAGCUUCAAACCUUUAAGUUGGUAAUUAUAUUGGUGAAUGAAUUUGGACUUUGUAAGCAGACAUUUUGAUUUGCAUUGUCCCUUGGUGAUCACUUGUAAAUUACAGGAUUACUAAAUUUGGUAUGAUCUAUGCUUCUUUGUAUUUUAGUG